GCCCUCACUCUGACGUCACAGCAUUCUGUGCUAGCUGGGAGCCUUAUAACUGCAGCCUGUGUCACUGUCCCCUCAACGAUCACCGCAGGCAAGGGCAACUGGAGGACUUACUACAAAUGUAGUGUUUCUGAAAAACUGCAAACCUUUCCAUCCAAGACACAGGGCAAAGGUGUAAAUUAAUAAAUUACUCCUAAUUCAGAGUAAACUUAAAACAAUGCCAGUAACAGACCAAGCCUUUGUGACCCUUGUCACAAAUGAUAUAUACUGUCAAGGAGCUCUGGUACUUGGAAAAUCUUUAAGGAACCACAGUACAUCCCGAAAACUGGUGGUAAUGAUAACCUCUCAUGUCACAAGUCGGAUGAGGGGAGUCCUAGCACACAUUUUUGAUGAAGUUGUUGAGGUGGAUGCUUUGAACAGUGCCGAUUCUGUUCGUUUGGCUUUACUGAGGAGACCAGAACUUGGAAUUACAUUCACUAAGCUUCAGUGCUGGACUCUUACUCGGUACACAAAGUGUGUGUACAUGGAUGCAGAUACAAUUGUCCUUUGUAAUAUUGAUGAACUUUUUGACCGGGAUGAACUCUCAGCGGCUCCUGAUUCUGGGUGGCCUGAUUGUUUUAACAGUGGUGUGUUUGUCUUUAAGCCAUCUGUUGAAACUUUCAACAGUCUUCUCCAGUUUGCAGAUAAUCAUGGAAGCUUUGAUGGAGGUGACCAAGGAUUAUUGAAUAGUUUCUUCAAUAACUGGGCAGUCUCCGAUAUCCAUAAACACUUACCAUUUAUCUAUAACCUGAGCAUAAGCUCUGUUUACACCUAUAGUCCUGCUUUUAAACAGUUUGGAUCUGAAGCAAAGGUGGUUCAUUUUAUUGGGACUCCAAAACCAUGGAACUUAAAAUAUAACCCACAGACCAAGUCUGUUGUGGAAGAUGAAUCCUUAAGUGGACAACAUAAUCUGUCAUUCCUUGUCCUCUGGUGGGAGAUUUAUAUUUCUGAUGUUCUGCCGUUUCUAACAGAAACAGCGGUAUCCGAGGGUUCAACUAGUGAACAGCACAACUUUGGAAGGAUUGAGCUAGUAAUGAAGAAUGAAAACCCUCCCCCUGUCUGCUCUCCAGAAGCUCCUAAUGACAUUGCUGAGAAGACCCUACCAGAUUAUAAUGCAGAGCAACAAACUUUCAAGCUACCCGAUUAUAAUGCAGAGCAACAAACUUUCAAGCUACCAGAUUAUAAUGCAGAGCAACAAUCUUUCAAACUACCAGAUUUUAAUGCAGAGCAACAAACUUUCGAUGACAGAGUUCAAGGUCAAGAUUUUGCGCUACCUACAGAAAUGAGCAUACAACAACCUGUAACUCAGGAGGAUGAUGACUUCGCUACGGCUCAACUCGCACAGACUGCUUCAGAGUUAUCCAUUCAAGAGGCAGAAGAAAAGUUAAGAACUGAAGAAGAGAGGAGAAAUUGGGAGCAGGGACACAUUGACUACAUGGGAAAAUAUUCUUUUGACAAUAUCCAAAAGAAACUGGAUAGAUUUCUACAGUAAAUUUAAUUAUUUAUUUUUUUUUUUUUUAUAAUUUUUUUU
Molecule: messenger RNA, 1567 nt
Organism: Pelobates fuscus (common spadefoot toad)
Lineage: Eukaryota; Metazoa; Chordata; Amphibia; Anura; Pelobatidae
Gene: GYG2
Product: glycogenin 2
Exons: 10
Coding region: 215-1528 (437 amino acids)
Cellular component (GO): cytoplasm
Molecular function (GO): glycosyltransferase activity
Source: RefSeq, a predicted model, not a curated record